Molecule: messenger RNA, 1106 nt
Organism: Panonychus citri (citrus red mite)
Lineage: Eukaryota; Metazoa; Arthropoda; Arachnida; Trombidiformes; Tetranychidae
Product: dehydrogenase/reductase SDR family member 4-like
Exons: 7
Coding region: 94-924 (276 amino acids)
Molecular function (GO): carbonyl reductase (NADPH) activity
Source: RefSeq, a predicted model, not a curated record
CAUUAAAGAGAUUAAAAUCUUUAGUGAUUUAAUUGUGAGUUUUUAUGUUCAUAAUUGACUGAAUUCAUUUAAAUUGUUAUUCUUUUUUCUUUCAUGAUGUUCCUUAGAUUUUCUCGAUUAGUUUCUCAAUUACAGCCUUCUAGAAGGCUAAUGUCUUCCAUUAAAAGUGAUAAAUUGAAAGGAAAAGUGGCCAUAGUAACUGCUUCUUCUGAUGGAAUUGGUUUAGAAAUAAGUCGUAGACUUGGACAAGAAGGUGCUUCGGUUAUUAUUAGUAGUCGAAGAAAGGAAAAUGUUGAUAAAGCCGUUGAAGAAUUGAAAAGUGAGGGACUUGAUGUCCUUGGAACUGUUUGUCAUGUUUCUAAAGAAGAAGAUCGAAAAAAUUUGAUAGAAUUUACGGUCACAAACAAAGGAGGAAUAGAUUAUUUUGUUUCUAAUGCCGCUAUUAAUCCAGUUAUGAUGCCAAUUCUCGAGACAGGCGAAGGAGCUUGGGAUAAGAUAUUUGAAGUAAAUGUUAAAUCAGCGUUUCUUUUGACCAAAGCCGUUGUACCUCACAUGGAGAAACGCGGAGGUGGUUCAGUAAUUUACAUUUCAUCCAUUGGUGGAUAUCAACCAUUACCAAUGAUCGGCGCUUAUUCCGUCAGUAAAACUGCUCUUCUUGGACUAACCAAAGCCGUUGCAAUCGAAACUGCCCCGAGCAAAAUAAGAGUCAAUUGUAUUUGUCCUGGAAUAAUUAAGACUAAAUUCAGUCGAGCUCUUUGGGAGAAUGAGAGUAUCAGUGAGGAGAUGAACCGAAUGAUUCCAAUGCACAGAAUCGGUAAACCGGAAGAAGUUGCCUCGCUUGUUUACUUCCUAUGUUCCGACGAUUCAUCUUAUGUAACUGGUGAAAGUUUCGUUGUCGCCGGUGGAUAUUAUUCAAGACUCUAAAUUAUCACAAUUAACAAGUGAAAUUAUUUUUACCCUGUUGAACUUAUUGUCUUUUUAAUAUUAUAUAAGAUUUUUAUUUCAAUCCAUUUUAUUAUGAAAUGUUACACAUUUUCAAUUAAUGAUUUAUCUAAUUGUGAACAUUGUAAUUUAAAGUAAAACGAUUAUAAUGAUUUAAAAUGAAA